UUCCGGGAGGAUAAAACUGGUCCAUGACUGUCCCUCCCCUUUCACUUCAGACUGCAGUUUCUACCAGCUGGAAGCUCUCUCCUACCUGCCCCAGUGCCUGCCUGUGACCCAGAGAAGCCCAGCAUGGCCCGAGCCCUGCUCUUAACAGCCUGUGCUCUGUUCUGUCUCAUGGUUGUAGCUGAUGCUCUGAAGUGCCGGCUCUGCAGCUCUGUGCUCCCCGGGAUGCCCUGUAUGCCUCCUGAGAAGACCUGUGUGGCCCAAGCCUCUGGAGCCUGCCUCUCUGUCCUCACCCUCUCCGCAGACAACCAGGUGCAGCAGAAGAUAAUGGGCUGCACCCCGUCUAUCAAGAAGUGCGACCGGACCUGGGACCUCAGCAGUGGGCGCCGCAUGGAGUUCAAGUGCUGCACCACCCAUGACAACUGCAACGAGGGCGAGAGUGAGCUCACUGGCACCAGGGCUCAGUAGGGAGGCACUGGGCCCCCCUGCAUCUUCCACUUUCGCCCCACAGCCCCCCAGGACCAAUUACAGCAGAACCGCCCAACCGCUGCCUCCCUCUCUUUUUUCCAGAGGGACUUUUCUUGCAGGAAAGAAGGAUCCCUGCCCCCUGGGGGGCAUUCCCCCCCCCCACCCCCUAGGCCAGGGGUGGGCAAAAUACAGCCCGUGGGCCAGAUCCAGCCCUCAAGGCCAUUCUAUCCGGCCUGCAGGGCCCCUA
Molecule: messenger RNA, 712 nt
Organism: Alligator mississippiensis (American alligator)
Lineage: Eukaryota; Metazoa; Chordata; Crocodylia; Alligatoridae
Gene: PATE1
Product: prostate and testis expressed 1
Exons: 3
Coding region: 124-465 (113 amino acids)
Source: RefSeq, a predicted model, not a curated record